This is a messenger RNA of Salvia hispanica, 2054 nucleotides long. RefSeq lists its product as uncharacterized. The record is from RefSeq and is a predicted model, not a curated record. Lineage: Eukaryota; Viridiplantae; Streptophyta; Magnoliopsida; Lamiales; Lamiaceae.
UUCAAAUUUUCAGUUCGGAAGCUGCAAAAUUUUGUGUGCUCGCUGCUCACUAGGGUUCCCCCUUUUCACUUUGUUGUCACAUUCUUCGCAUUUAUCCAAACUCGUAGCUUUAUACUGUGAAUUUACCUUCCAAGAUCUGUUUGUGUUGGAAUUCGACUUUUUUUUUAUGGGCAGUGCUUCAAUUGAUUAGCUGCAUUUCUUUGAUUCCAUCUACCAUUGACUGACGCAUGUGAUUCAGAUAUAACAGGAGCUCAGCACCGUAGUAGUAGGAAAAUGGUUAAGGCAUUCAACUUUUUGUAAUUAUCCAUUUCACGUGUAAAGUGAGAAGAAGUAGGUUAGCUGCUUAUGCCAUGGGUGGAAAAUGAAUCUCUUCAAUUGGAAUUGGCUGCGUGAGUUGUUCUGCUCAAGAUGAUCGACCAAUUUAUUAAUUUUGUCAUUAGGCCGCCCAGGGCGCAUUACAACCCAGAUCAAUAUCUAUGGGAAAAGGAUUUUACUCUGGCAGGAAGGAAGUACAAUAGAGAAGAUGUUGAGCUUAGUAAUGAAAGGGGUCAUACCUUAAAAUGUAGCCAUUAUGCUCCUUCACAAGUCCCAGAUGGUUCGCCUCUCCCUUGUGUUAUAUAUUGCCAUGGAAACAGUGGAUGUCGGGCAGAUGCAAAUGAAGCAGCUGUAGUUCUUUUGCCUUCAAAUAUCACGGUGUUCACCCUUGAUUUUUCAGGUUCUGGAUUGUCUGAUGGGGAUUACGUUAGUCUUGGUUGGCAUGAGAAAAAUGACCUCAAGGUUGUGAUAUCGUAUUUGCGGAGCAAUGAGAAAGUUUCUCGCAUUGGCCUUUGGGGGAGAUCAAUGGGUGCAGUUACAAGCCUUCUUUAUGGAGCAGAAGACCCUUCUAUAGCUGGAAUGGUGCUGGACAGUGCCUUCUCUAAUUUGUUCAAUCUGAUGCUGGAACUUGCAGAUGUGUACAAAAUCCGGCUUCCCAAAUUCACAGUCAAGAUGGCUCUUCAGUACAUGCGACGAGUAAUACAGAAGAAAGCCAAAUUUGAUAUCACACGACUUGAUUGCAUACAGGUUGCUCCCAAGACAUUUAUUCCUGCUCUGUUUGGGCAUGCGAAAGAUGACAAAUUUGUCCAAUCUCAGCAUUCUGAUGCUAUCUAUAAUUCAUAUGCGGGUGAUAAAAAUAUUAUCAAAUUUGAUGGUGACCACAACUCAUCGCGGCCUCAAUUUUAUUAUGAUUCUGUGUCAAUUUUUUUCUAUAAUGUCCUCCAUCCUCCUCAUCCUCCAUCUUCAUAUUCAACAAAGAUUGAGAAAUACUAUGAUCUGGGAGACGUUAAAGUUGGUGCUGGUGUGGAAGAGAAUAUUUUAUAUGAGAUAAUAGCUGGGCUUCGCAAUGUAAGUGCUGAUGCACCUAGCUCUUCUGCUGCACCUCGUAGCAUUUCAUCUACAAAAUCUGUGGGCGAACUGCUCUCUGACAUAGCUCCCGUAUGUAAUGAUGCUUUGACUUCUGAGGAAGCCCAUCUCAAGAUUCUCAACGGCAGUGGCACAUCACCUCAAGUGGACAAGCAAGCAGGCCAAAAUGAAGAGUGUUGCUCCUACACGAGCUCAAACAGAGAAAGUUGGGGAAGAUGCUCGUCUCUGGGCAGUGAUGAUCUACCUUCUAUGGAGACAAGCAUCAGUAACUCCGACCAGACAACUAUAAAGGUCCUUGCCACGCCCCUUCGAAAUCCAGGACAAAAUACAUUAGAGUCUCCUAAGGACGAUACAAAGAAGAAGAAAAAAAACAAAGCUAAUUCGAGCACAAAGAAGCCGAAACGGGAGAAAUUUGAAAAGCUGGAGGCUCUGAGCCAGCGCAUUCGUCUUUGCAUCUUGAAGAGAGUUAAUCAUAGGAGAAACUGCUCGACGUGACUAACCCUCAUUGUAGAAUAGGAUGUUGAUUUGUUAGGCUUCCAUACUUUGCUUUGUAUUUUCCAAGAAAGAAAAAAACCCAACUCUGAUAUGUUGCUGGGAGGCUACCCACUUUGCUUAUUAUUUCAUGCAGCUCUCGUCACCAUUUUAACCAUUCA